CGGACCUCUCGCCAGCCAGCCAAGCCAGCGAAACGCUUCGAACGCAGACGCGAAUCACCGGGCGGGGAUCCGAAUCAGCCACCCCACCGCGCCAGAAGGCAUGGCCGCCUCGCGCGCGCUGCUCCCCACCCCGCACGCGGCCGCCGCCGCGGCCGCGAGCCCCGCGGGGGCGCGGGCACGCCGACUCGCCGCCGCCUCCUCGGCCUCGGCCUCGCUUCCGUCCGCGGCGCGGCUGCUCCGCGUCCGGUGCGCGACGCUGUCGUCGCCAGCGCCCGUGGCGGCGGCGGAGGCGCCGGCGCGCCGGAUCUCGCGGGCCGGGUCGGACGGGGCGCUGCGGCCCAAGCCCGCGGUGCUGGUGGCCGAGAAGCUGAGCGAGGCCGGGCUGGCGGUGCUGCGGGAGUUCGCGGACGUAGAGUGCGCGUACGGCAUGGCCCCCGCGGAGCUCCUCGCCAGGGUGCCCCAGUUCGACGCGCUCAUCGUGCGCAGCGGCACCAAGGUGACGCGGGAGGUGCUGGAGGCCGGGCGCGGGCGGCUGCGGGUCGUGGGCCGCGCGGGCGUCGGGAUCGACAACGUCGACCUCCAGGCCGCCACCGAGGCCGGCUGCCUCGUCGUCAACGCGCCCACCGCCAACACCGUCGCCGCCGCGGAGCACGGCAUCGCGCUGCUCGCGUCCAUGGCGCGCAACGUCUCGCAGGCCGACGCCGCGCUCAAGGCCGGUAAAUGGCAAAGAAGCAAGUACGUGGGGGUUUCCCUAGUUGGGAAGACUCUUGCCAUCAUGGGAUUCGGUAAGGUUGGUUCAGAGGUAGCACGCCGAGCGAAAGGGCUCGGUAUGCAUGUGAUCGCCCAUGAUCCCUAUGCCCCUGCCGAUCGGGCGCGUGCCAUCGGAGUAGAGCUGGUUUCUUUCGACGAGGCCAUAGCAAGAGCCGAUUUCAUCUCCCUCCACAUGCCACUGAUACCGACAACAUCCAAGAUCUUCAAUGACGAGUCCUUUGCCAAGAUGAAGACUGGUGUUCGGAUCAUCAAUGUGGCCAGGGGCGGAGUGAUCGAUGAAGAUGCUCUAGUGAGGGCCCUUGAUUCAGGCAAAGUUGCGCAGGCGGCUCUUGAUGUCUUCACCGUGGAGCCCCCACCUAAGGACAGCAAGCUGGUGUUGCAUGAGAACGUGACUGUAACACCCCACCUUGGAGCAAGUACUGUGGAGGCCCAGGAAGGAGUCGCUAUCGAGAUCGCGGAAGCUGUGGUUGGUGCACUGAAGGGCGAGCUCGCAGCGACAGCCGUGAAUGCGCCCAUGGUCCCAGCUGAGGUUCUGUCAGAGCUCGCUCCUUACGUUUCGCUGGCAGAGAAGCUCGGCAGGCUGGCUGUGCAGCUCGUCGCCGGCGAGAGCGGCAUCAAGGGCGUGAAGGUGGUGUACACCACAGCCCGCGGCCCCGACGACCUGGACGACACGAGGCUCCUCCGCGCGAUGGUGACCAAGGGCCUGGUGGAGCCCGUGUCCAGCACGUUCGUGAACCUGGUGAACGCGGACUACACCGCGAAGCAGCGCGGCCUCCGCAUCACGGAGGAGCGCGUCGCGCACGACAGCCCGGCCGCCGAGGCGCCGCUGGAGUCGAUCCAGGUCCGGCUCUCGCAGGUGCAGUCCAAGUUCGCCGGCGCCAUCAGCGACGGCGGGGACAUCGUGCUGGAGGGCCGGGUCAAGUACGGCGUGCCCCACCUCACCCUCGUGGGCCCCUACGAGGUGGACGUCAGCCUGGAGGGAAAUCUGAUCCUGUGCCGUCAGAUCGACCAGCCCGGGAUGAUCGGCAAGGUCGGCAACAUCCUCGGCCAGAGGAACGUGAACAUCAGCUUCAUGAGCGUCGGCCGGACGUUCCGCGGCAAGCAGGCCAUCAUGGCCAUCGGCGUCGACGAGGAGCCCGACAAGGAGACGCUGGAGAAGAUCGGCGGCAUCCCAGCGAUCGAGGAGUUCGUUUUCCUCGAGCUAUGAUGGAAAGCGAGAUUUAUGUAGGAUUGAUAUCUGAGAUAGUACGUGAUGAACUUGGGGAUUUGACGUCUGAUGGCCACAGGGAGGAACGCGAUCUGUCUAUCUCUGUCUGUCUCUAUCUCGGGACCUCUACAUUCUUUACGUCAGGAUAAGCAAGUAGUAGUAUAUGUGAAGGCCUCAAGGGUGCCUUGGGUAGUUGGGUUGGCGCCUGUCUGAAUAAGAUGUGUGUGACGUUAUUAUGUGUCUGUAUAAACAGUGUAUCUCUAUCGGCGUAAUGCGUGGUUAUAAGAACAGCAUCACGGUCGGAAACGCAGACUUUCUGUACCGUGUGUGUGUGGUGGAAUAAAUUGUGAUAUUGUUUUAUGAACCCAAA
Panicum virgatum (switchgrass) is the source of this 2348-nucleotide messenger RNA. Its product is annotated as D-3-phosphoglycerate dehydrogenase 1, chloroplastic-like. NCBI's taxonomy places the organism in Eukaryota, Viridiplantae, Streptophyta, Magnoliopsida, Poales, Poaceae. The transcript has 5 exons. The record is from RefSeq and is a predicted model, not a curated record. Gene Ontology annotation, biological process: L-serine biosynthetic process. Gene Ontology annotation, molecular function: phosphoglycerate dehydrogenase activity; NAD binding. The coding region runs from base 101 to 1978 and encodes 625 amino acids.